Messenger RNA from Stegastes partitus (bicolor damselfish), 1393 nucleotides. It is a transcript of the gene lsm11, whose product is annotated as LSM11, U7 small nuclear RNA associated. The record is from RefSeq and is a predicted model, not a curated record. The transcript is spliced from 4 exons. The coding region runs from base 158 to 1180 and encodes 340 amino acids. Gene Ontology annotation, molecular function: U7 snRNA binding. NCBI's taxonomy places the organism in Eukaryota, Metazoa, Chordata, Actinopteri, Pomacentridae. Gene Ontology annotation, cellular component: U7 snRNP. Gene Ontology annotation, biological process: mRNA 3'-end processing by stem-loop binding and cleavage.
UAUAGAGCUAUUUUGAUAUUUUUUAUGUAAAAGCGUUGAUUAAAAAGCAGAAUUUAAGUUUUGGUGUGAGCCGUUCUCUUUUUACACUCGGUGGUUGGUGGUAAUGUAGCACAAAGCUGCUUGCUAACUGCUACAAAACACCAGAAGAGGAAGAAACAUGGAGGAGAGGGAAAGAAAAAGUAUGAAAUCUGACAGUAAGGAGACAGCAGCAGCAGCAUCAUGUUCGAGCACCACAUCGGUACCGGAGCAGCCGAAGACAGACAGCGAAACCGGGGACGACGACGCACUGAAAACAGACGUGUGCUCCGAUAAGUUUGACCCUCUCUUGGCCUUGUAUUCUCCCUCCGCGCCCCCUCUCCCCUUUCCAAACAUCAAGUGCUUCAACAAUGUGGCGGAGUACGAGAGCUUUCUCAAAGGCGGUCGAGGCAGAGCCAAGCCGGAGAACGUGGAGAAAAAGCGGCGGAAGGCGAUGAAAGGGGUGGCGGACCCGGAGCGCAUCGAGAGGCUGAAGAAUCUCAUGGUGAAGAAACCGGAGUCAGAGGAGGGGGAGAGCAGCAGCCGCGCGACGCCGAGGAGGAAGAGGCAGAAGCCCCAGAAGAAUGUCCUGACGAGGAUGCCCCUAUGUAAAGGCAGUCCUCUGGGAGAGCUGUACCGAUGCGUUGAGGAGAGGAUACGAGUCAAAGUUCACAUCCGGACCUUUAAAGGCCUGAGGGGAGUGUGCUCUGGCUUUGUUGUGGCCUUUGACAAGUUCUGGAAUAUGGCGAUGGUGGAUGUAGAUGAGACUUACAGAGAGCCUCUACUUGGAGAGGCAUUGUAUCAUGAGAAAGCCCUCACCAUUUCACGGUUGAUUGAGAAGCUAAACCUCCAGGAGAGCUCAGGAGACAAUGAGCCAGUAAAGAAGCACGAAGCCCAGAAAAAAUCCAACGAGCGUCAACCAGCAGAUCCCAAAACUACUCCGAAAAGCAGCUCGGCUCAGCCCACCAAAGGGGAUGGCAGGACAGCGGAGACGGAGCUGUCACAGGCUGUUAAAACCACACAGGGUAAACACAACGUCUCAAUGAAGGCCCAGGGUCCUGAGAAGAAAGGUCCCCAGACAUAUGGCAAGGUCCACACACGCCACAUCAACCAGCUCUUCAUCCGGGGUGAGAACGUUGUCCUGGUUAACCCACAGCCACUCUGAUUUAUCUUCCUGUUUGAUUAUUUACCCUGGAGAAAAAAAAAAAGUUUCCUACAACAUGUGCUCAUUGGUGUGAAAUGCUGCUGUGAUUUAAUUAGAUUCAGAUGAAUUAAACACAGACAACUGUUAUAUCAUAUUGAUAUGGAUAUUCUCUGUCCACCAGAGAAAUUACUUUGCUGUUGAGAAAUAAAAGCUUCUCGUUGCUAAUUAUACUAA